UUCACAAUCAAAAAGCUAAUAAUUAUCUGUUCCCUUGCUGUCAUCUUAUAAGGGUUCAUCAAAUUUCUUCACCACUUUCCUUGAACCCCCUCAUCUUAUAUAUCUAUAUAAACAGUUCAAUAUUCAUUCAUCACCUUCAUCAAAGAAAAAACUCACAUUACAUACAUUCAUAUUUCUUCAACAAAUUUUUGUAUUGAUAUUAAAGGAUGGCUGAAAUUGGCAAAGGAAUUGACUUUGAGGAUUUGUUACCGGUGAUCGCGAAUAAGCUAGGUGGUGAAGGUUUAAUGAAGGAACUAUGUAAUGGUUUCAAGUUACUUAUGGAUAAAGAAAAAGGUGUGAUCACUUUGGAGAGUCUAAGAAAAAACUCAGCAUUGAUGGGUUUGCAAGAUUUGAAGGAAGAUGAGCUUGUGAGCAUGAUGAGAGAAGGUGAUCUUGAUGGUGAUGGUGCACUCACUGAGAUGGAGUUUUGUGUUUUGAUGUUUAGAUUAAGUCCUCAAUUGAUGGAAGAGUCAUGGUUUUUGCUUGAAGAAGCAUUGGAUCAUGAACUUAAGUAGCAACCAUUCAUUUUAAAGAGUCAUUGUUCUUUUGACUAUUUUGAUUCUUUUUUACAUUUGAUAUUGGUUAGAGGAGAAAUACAACUUAUACAUGUAUCACAAUUUACAACUAUUCAUCCUAAUGAAAAUUUAAUUGGAUCAAUGUUCUGCAUUUAUGAA
Messenger RNA from Medicago truncatula (barrel medic), 713 nucleotides. RefSeq names its product calcium-binding protein KRP1. The coding region runs from base 207 to 554 and encodes 115 amino acids. Gene Ontology annotation, molecular function: calcium ion binding. NCBI's taxonomy places the organism in Eukaryota, Viridiplantae, Streptophyta, Magnoliopsida, Fabales, Fabaceae. The record is from RefSeq and is a predicted model, not a curated record. The transcript has a single exon.